This is a messenger RNA of Mytilinidion resinicola, 1299 nucleotides long. RefSeq lists its product as uncharacterized. NCBI's taxonomy places the organism in Eukaryota, Fungi, Ascomycota, Dothideomycetes, Mytilinidiales, Mytilinidiaceae. The coding region runs from base 1 to 1299 and encodes 432 amino acids. The transcript has 5 exons. The record is from RefSeq and is a predicted model, not a curated record.
AUGGCCGAUCCUAUCUCUGCGAUUGGAUUGGUCGCGAGUGUUGCUCAACUAAUCGAUGCGACGAUUAAAGUCGUCCAAUACAGCAACGGUAUCAAGAAUGCCUCUAAAGAUCAAGCAAGACUUGCAGUGGAGGCAAGCAGCCUCUUAUCGCUGCUUAUGUCGCUACGAUAUGAUCUUGAAAACAUGAAGACAGAAGAGGACCCUUGGUUUGCGGGGAUCCGAUCUAUAGCGGCCCACAAGGGCCCGUUGGAGCAAUUCAGCGAGAUGAUGGAAGAGCUUGCUGCAAAGCUCCUCCGGCCAGCGACGGGAGUGAAGCGACUAGCAAGCAAACUUCUCUGGCCACUCGAGAAGAAGGAGCUUGACGAAGUCCUUGAAAGAACGGAAAGAAUCAAGACGAUGAUAGCUCUUGCUUAUGAAAGAGAUGAUUUUGCGCUAUCGCUUGCCAUCAAGGUAGAUCUCAAUGAUGUAUCAGACCGAGUAGAUGGAGUCAAGAAACUUCUUCAAGGUCAGCAAUCCCAAGUAUCAAAUCAGGAGAGGAACGAAAUCAUAUCCUGGCUAUCUCCGUUGACUUAUGGCACUCAACAUAGUGAUAUAUCCCAACGACACCAAGAAGGCACAGGGAAGUGGCUACUCGAGUCUAAUGCAUUCAAAGAAUGGCAAAAUAAGAGCAGGAAACUUUUAUGGUGUCCGGGGAUGCCUGGGGCAGGGAAGACGACUCUGGCUUCGUUCAUCAAUAGCGAAAUACAGCGAACCGCUACUAGAACUCCGGGCAUUGGGCUCGCUUAUGCUUACUGCAACUACAAGCACGAGAAUGAGACUGCCCUUAACAUUAUGGGAAAUCUUCUACAACAACUCCUGCAUUCAAUGGACAUACUACCAGGACUUGUGAGAGACCUUCACAGCUCUCAUCUUAGAACUGGCACGAGACCAAAGCAGAAAGAAAUCACUAGUUGCCUUGCGGAGGUGAUUGGUAUGUUCUCUGAAGUCUUCAUUGUCAUCGAUGCCUUUGAUGAGUACGACGAAGGCGAUGGUGUACGAGAUGUCCUAGGCAACGCGCUUCUGGACCUGGUUUCAUUGCCAAAUUCUCAUGUCUUGGUCACAUCUCGCUGGCUAAACAGCAUUCAGAGCCUAUUCCAAGGUUGCAUCUGGAUUGAGAUCCGCGCAACGGACCAAGAUGUUUCCAAUUACCUUGAGAAAAGGAUGGAGAGUUCGUUGCGCCUCCAACGGCUCAUUAAAAGUAACGAUCCGCUAAAAACGCAGAUCAUAAGCACGCUCGUUGACAAAAGCGAAGGAAUGUGA